GCAGCAACGCGUAAGUCAAAGCUCUAGCGCCGUAAAAUCGGGUGCUACUGUACACCGUUAUCCUAACUUACUGUAUAAGCAGGGCUCAAGUACCUUAACAUGAGUAGAUCAAUUUUAAGGUUUUCUUCCGCUGUGAUUCACCCAGGACCUCGCUCGUACAAGUUAUCUUCAGGGAUUUACGUCGGAAUCCGGCGCGCAUCCACCGCAAAAUGCCUCGAACCGCUACAGAUCCGCAGCAUUACGUUAAAAAACCGCAUUGCGGUCUCGCCCAUGUGCCAGUACUCCUCGGUUGAUGGGUUCGCGAAUGAUUGGCACUUUGUGCAUCUGGGCAGCCGAGCGGUCGGAGGCGCCGCCCUUCUCUUCGUCGAAGGUACCGCCAUCUGCCCGGAGGGACGGAUCUCUCCAGAAGAUCUCGGACUCUGGAAGGACGAGCACAUCGCUCCCAUGAGACGAAUUACGAAAUUCAUUUCAGAGCAAGACUGCGUGCCCGGGCUUCAGAUCGCGCAUGCCGGUCGCAAAGGCAGCCAUUCAGCGCCGUGGCGCGGAGACAAACUGAUUCCGCUGGAGAACGGCGGAUGGGAGAGGAUCGCGCCUAGUCCCAUACGCUUCCGUAAAGAGGAGCCGGAACCGGUGGAAAUGACAAAAGACGACAUUCACCGGGAAAUCGAGCACUUCAGGGUCUGUGCGAUACGGGCGUUGGACGCCGGGUUUCAGGUGCUGGAUAUCCACGCGGCCAACGGUUACCUCAUCAACCAGUUUUAUUCUCCAUUAAGCAACGGCCGGACGGACGAGUAUGGUGGAUCGUUUUCCAAUCGCGUUCGGUUUCUGGUGGAAAUUGUACGCGCCGUUCGGUCCGUGUGGCCGAAGGACCUGCCUUUGUUCGUGCGGAUCUCCGCCACGGAUUGGACGGAUGGCGGGUGGACCAAGGAGAAUAGUGUACAGCUGGGAAAGGUUUUGAAGACGGAGGAGGUGGAUUUGAUAGACUGCAUGACGGGUGGGAUCAAUCCCUACGCCAAGAUCCCGGUUGGACCGCUGUAUCAGACGGAGUUCGCCGAAGCGAUCAGGAAGGGCGCUGGAAUUAUGAGCGGUGCGGUAGGGAUGAUUAAUACUCCCGAGGAAGUGGAGGGUGUGAUACGGGGGGCGGAUGUGGUCUUUAUGGCGCGCGGGUUUCUCCGGGAUCCGUAUUUUGUACGACGCGCGGCCGACGCGCUAGGGGCACCUAUGACGUGGAUGGAUCCGUAUCUGGCAGCUGGAGUUUACACAAAAAAGAAAUAAAUUAUGUUGUGUUAGUUAUCAGCGUUUAUCUUAGAUUGGUUUACAAAGCACUUCUGAUUUUUUUAUCAAGGAAAGAUGCAAUGUGGAACAGCAGCAGCUGGAAAAAAAGAAAACCUGCAAUAAUAGUACGAGUAUUGCUUUAAUUCGAUCUUAGUUUGCAUCCAGUACAGUCAGUACUUUUUCAGAAUUUGUUGCGUUAGUUGUUAGUAUG
This is a messenger RNA of Paramacrobiotus metropolitanus, 1486 nucleotides long. Its product is annotated as NADPH dehydrogenase-like. Gene Ontology annotation, cellular component: intracellular anatomical structure. Gene Ontology annotation, molecular function: NADPH dehydrogenase activity; NADP binding; FMN binding. Lineage: Eukaryota; Metazoa; Tardigrada; Eutardigrada; Parachela; Macrobiotidae. The record is from RefSeq and is a predicted model, not a curated record.